AUGAAACUUGCCCUGCUGUGCACGCUACUGGUGUUUGCUGGAGCCAGCAGCAGCGGCUGGUCCCCUAGAAUGCUGGCUUCGGCCAGGGAGCUCUGGGCUAUCACGCUGUGCAGCGUGACUCUGGUCUGCUGUGAGGACAAGCAGCUGGGGACUCAGACACUGGGGACAGCCAGAGCCACCAUGUCAGACAGGAGUGGCAACGUGGAUUCCUGCGCAUUGAGGGACACGCUGGGGACACAGCAGGCCUGCAUGGACCAGAUACCCACCAGUCACUUUGGCUGCAACCCAAGGCAGCUGCCGCCCAGGUGCCCCUGUCAUUUUCUCAUUCAACGUCACUGGUUCGGUCCAGCAGGGCAGAAGGGCCAGGCGUGUGUCCCACCGGCCUCCUCUGACGUUCAUAUCCUCUCCUUGUUACCGGGCUCUUUGGCAGGUGUGAUUCCAACCCAGGGCGGGAUCUUGAACCUGAACAAGAUGAUCAAACAAGUGACCAGAAAAACACCCAUCUUCUCCUAUUGGCCCUAUGGCUGCCACUGCGGACCUGGUGGCAAAGGCCAACCCAAAGAUGCCUCGGACUGGUGCUGUCAGAACCAUGACUGUUGCUACGCUCACCUGAGGCAGCACCGAUGCCGUAUCCACACAGACAACUAUGACUACACCUUUUCCCAGGGGGACAUCCAGUGCUCCGACAAGGGCAGCUGGUGUGAGCAGCAGCUGUGUGCCUGCGACAAGGAGGUUGCCUUCUGCCUGAAGCGGAACCUGGAGACUUACAAGAGACACCUGCGUCACUACUGGCGGCCCCACUGCAGAGGCCAGACCCCUACGUGCUAGGAGGAGCCCGCCCGGCAGUCCCUCUCCCCCUGCCCCGUUCCUCAGCAUCUUGAGCGCUGCAAGUCCCGUGGGACUGCUGACAUCCCUCAGUAUCUAACCCCCUGCACCAGGCUGGGAGGGUCUCAACCUAGCCCCACCCACCACCUGGCUCCUGGACCUUCGAAACCUUCCCGACCAAGUUGGCAGCUGUCUCUUCCGAGGAUGGAUUGAG
Messenger RNA from Panthera uncia (snow leopard), 1039 nucleotides. RefSeq names its product phospholipase A2 group IID (gene PLA2G2D). Gene Ontology annotation, molecular function: phospholipid binding; calcium ion binding. The record is from RefSeq and is a predicted model, not a curated record. The coding region runs from base 1 to 828 and encodes 275 amino acids. The transcript has 6 exons. Lineage: Eukaryota; Metazoa; Chordata; Mammalia; Carnivora; Felidae. Gene Ontology annotation, biological process: arachidonate secretion; lipid catabolic process; negative regulation of T cell proliferation.